AUGCUAGAGCUGAGCAAGAUGCAGGGCCAUGCGGCACGGAGCUGGGCUCCUCUGGGCCUGCUCCUGGUCUGUCUUCAUCUCCCAGGCCUCUUUGCUCGGAGCAUCGGUGUAAUGGAGGAGAAAAUUCCCCAAAACUUGAGAACCAACUUGCCUCUGCUUGGACAACCUCACUUGGCCAGCCUUCCCAACUCUGAACAUCCUCAGUCCAGACCAGACCCUGGGUCCAAUGAUUUAGCAAGGGCUCCUCUGAAGACCAACGCUUCUCCCUUAGGCAGCUUCCAACCUGCAGGACGUUCUGAGGUUCAGAGGUGGCCUCCAUCUGAGGAGCUGCCCUCCAUGGAUUCCUGGCCCUCUGAGGAUCCUUGGCCAAUGAUGGCUGCUACAGUCGAGGACCUUGGGGGAGAAGUUCUGCCUGAAGAACUGUCUUUCCUUUCUAAUGCUGUUGCCCUCCCUCUGGACAGUGGUCCUUUGCUUGCAGGGUCCUCUGCACACUCUGUAGACCCCUCACUUGAGGCCUCACUCCUCCACCAGGACUCUGAGUCUAGACCAUUACCCCGUUCUAAUGUUCUGGGAAGCCAGGGACAAAUCCUUGCCCAACGCCCGCCCUGGUCUCUCAUCAACAGGAUUCGAAAGCCACUUCUGCCUGGUCGCCCCUGGGGGAUCCUGAAUCCCAGUGUGUCCUGGGGAGGUGGAGGUCGUGGAACUGGGUGGGGAAUAAGGCCCAUGCCAUGCCCUAUGAGAAUCUUGGGCAGUAAUAUAUGCCCAAUUACUAGCUGGGGGAAUAUUAAUCGCUAUCCAGAAGGCAUCUGGGGGAAUAUUAAUCGGUAUCCAGGAGGCAUCUGGGGGAAUAUUAAUCGGUAUCCAGCAGGCAGCUGGGGGAAUAUUAAUCGAUAUCCAGGAGGCAGCUGGGGGAAUAUUAAUCGGUAUCCAGGAGGCAGCUGGGGGAAUAUUAAUCUACAGCCAGGUAUUAUUAAUAGAUUUCCUCCCGGAGUUCUCGGUUCUUCUUGGAACAUCCAAGCUGGCUUCCCUCAAAAUUCUGGGUCAUAG
Molecule: messenger RNA, 1047 nt
Organism: Diceros bicornis minor
Lineage: Eukaryota; Metazoa; Chordata; Mammalia; Perissodactyla; Rhinocerotidae
Gene: C14H6orf15
Product: chromosome 14 C6orf15 homolog
Exons: 2
Coding region: 1-1047 (348 amino acids)
Biological process (GO): extracellular matrix organization
Cellular component (GO): extracellular matrix
Source: RefSeq, a predicted model, not a curated record